Saccostrea cuccullata (small rock oyster) is the source of this 1635-nucleotide messenger RNA. RefSeq names its product golgin subfamily A member 6-like protein 24. NCBI's taxonomy places the organism in Eukaryota, Metazoa, Mollusca, Bivalvia, Ostreida, Ostreidae. The transcript has 11 exons. The record is from RefSeq and is a predicted model, not a curated record. Bases 1 to 1575 code for a protein of 524 amino acids.
AUGACGACAAGAAAUCAGCCUGAUGACAAAAAAUACACAUGUGUGGAUCCAGAGGGAGUGGGGGACACAAAACUGAGGAUAUUAAAGUUCGAUUAUUCAUGGAGUGAUGCUGUUGAGGAGGAAGAGAGACGUGUGGAGGAGGAACAAAAGCAAAAAAUACAGAUGGAGAAAAAGUUUGAGAAAAAAAUUGCAGAGAAGAAAAAUUACAACACAAAUGACAACAGAUUUGCAACACCUUUAGAUUUUGGAGAUGAGGCAGUGAAAAAUUGGGAAACAAAGCUCCAGAUCCUCAAGUUUAGUUAUAGCUGGGCAGAUCAGGUUGAAAAAGAAGAAAAAGCAGCAAGUCAGGAGGCAAAACCUGCAGAGAACAGAGUUCCAAAGGAAGAAAAUAAAACAAAUAAUAGAAGCUUUGGAAAAACCCUGACAAAAGAUGAAGUAAACUUUCUUUUGGAGGGAAAUAAAAACUCUCCAAGGGGGAGGCUAAAAGCUUUCAUAAGAAAGCGGAGAGAAGAAGAAGAAGCCAAGGCCUGUAUCAACGAGGAAAACAAAACAAAGACUUCUAGAAAUGGUGGAACCCUGACAAAAGACCAGGCCAUUGCAAAAAAGUCUCCUAGGGGAAAGCUAACAGCAUUUAUCAAAAAACACAAAGAAAGGGAACUUGCAAAGGCCUUGAUUGAAAGAGAAAACAUAAAGAAAGUACAGGCUGCUGAUUUCACAAAACAGAAAGAUGCAGUGAAUACGGAAAAGGCAUUAGAUCAAGAAGCUUUUGGAGAUGAGAAGGAAUCCCCUGUUCUAGAGACUCCAACAUUUGGAGAUGAGAAGGAAUCCCUUGUUCUAGAGACUCCAACAUUUGGAGAUGAGAAGGAAUCCCUUGUUCUAGAGACUCCAACAUUUGGAGAUGAGAGGGAAUCCCUUGUUCUAGAGACUCCAACAUUUGGAGAUGAGAAGGAAUCCCCUGUUCCAGAGACUCCAACAUUUGGAGAUGAGAAGGAAUCCCUUGUUCUAGAGACUCCAACAUUUGGAGAUGAGAAGGAAUCCCCUGUUCCAGAGACUCCAACAUUUGGAGAUGAGAAGGAAUCCCUUGUUCUAGAGACUUCAACAUUUAGAAAUGAGAAGGAAUCCCUUGUUCUAGAGACUCCAACAUUUGGAGAUGAGAAGAAAUCCCUUGUUCUAGAGACUUCAACAUUUAGAGAUGAGAAGGAAUCCCUUGUUCUAGAGACUUCAACAUUUAGAGAUGAGAAGGAAUCCCCUGUUCUAGAGACUCCAACAUUUGGAGAUGAGAAGGAAUCCCCUAUUCCAGAGACUCCAAUGGAUGUGAAGAAAGAUAGCCAUAAACCGGAAGAGCUCUUGAUGGAUGAAAAAAUAGCAACACCAAUUGGAGAUACCGAAGUCUUAGAAGUCAACAAGGAUCUGAAGAUAACACUUGAGCUUUUGAAUAAGGAUGAUGAUAAGUAUGGUGAUGAUGAAGAUGACAUUGCUGAUGAUGAUGAUGAUGAUGACUGCUUAUUUGGGCCAAGAAAGCUAUUCUUCUUUGGCAUAGAUUAUUUUAAGGAUGCUGGAAAAGCUGUGUGGUGAAAAGAAGCAAGAGAGAAAGAAUGGAACAGAUAAAACUUAACGAAACUACUUAAGAAAGAA